Messenger RNA from Acanthochromis polyacanthus (spiny chromis), 1553 nucleotides. RefSeq names its product smoothelin-like 1 (gene smtnl1). The transcript has 4 exons. Gene Ontology annotation, biological process: actin cytoskeleton organization. Gene Ontology annotation, cellular component: filamentous actin; microtubule organizing center. Gene Ontology annotation, molecular function: protein binding. The coding region runs from base 62 to 1264 and encodes 400 amino acids. Lineage: Eukaryota; Metazoa; Chordata; Actinopteri; Pomacentridae. The record is from RefSeq and is a predicted model, not a curated record.
AGGUGAUUCAGGGCUGGUGGAGAUUAAAGACCAAGUGGAGACAGCAGAAGGUCAGGGGGUAAUGGAGUUGGUGGAGAAGGGAGAGGAAGAUACAGAACAGUCAGGAGAAGCACAGGCCAACACUGGAGAUACAAACAAGUCCCAGACUGUGUCCAAGCCCGCUGAAGGAGACACUGAAGAGGUGGGACAAGACAAUGACCAAGCAUCCACUGGUGUUGAUGUGAAGGAUUCUGAAAAAACAAGUGGAGACCAAGAUGGGAAGGAAAAGGUGGAGGAAGACAAGAAAGGAGGGCAGGUGGAAGAGGCCCAGAGUGCUGAGACUGGGAGAGAUGAAGAGAAGGUGAAGGACAAGAAUAAAGACAAAGAGAGAAGGAGUAAAUGUGGGAAAAAUGCAAAAGAAGAAGAAAAGGAUGUGAAUGAAAAAGAGGCAAAAGGGGAUGAGAAGAAGAAACAAGUCAAGGAAGUGGAUGCAGAGACAAAAGACAAAGGAAAGCCGAAGGAGGCAGAAAAACAGGGGAAGCCCAAACGAAAGACUGGUGCUCCUGCUUCUGCUCUUUCCCGACCGAGACCCUCUGCUCGCUCCAUCAGAGCAGCCGCUAAAAACGACAUUAUAGCCAAGUUCCAACAAGGUGCACCAGAGACACCGAUACCUCGCAACUUUAAAAUUCAGAAAUCGUCUGCUGCCAUGGCAACGGGAGCUUCAAUCAAACAGAAGAUGCUUCAGUGGUGUCGCAACAAAACCCGCAACUACGAGGGCGUCAACAUAGAGAACUUCUCCUCUUCCUGGUGUGAUGGGAUGGCAUUCUGCGCUCUGAUCCAUCGUUUCUUUCCAGAAGCUUUCGACUACAGCUCACUGAGUUCAGAUGAGAGGGAGAAAAAUUUCACUCUGGCCUUCGAGACUGCAGAGUCUCUGGCUGACUGCUGCCCCCUGCUGGAAGUGGACGACAUGAUCAUGAUGGGUAACAACCCAGACCCCAUGUGUGUGUUCACAUAUGUCCAGUCCCUCUGCCACAGCCUCUCCAAGAUAGAGAAAGAGAGGAAGGACAAAGAGAAGGAACAGAAGGAGAAGGCUGGUAAUGAGGGAGAAGACGAGGCGUCAAAGGAGAAGGACGAGGAAGAGCCUGCUGAGAAGGAGACGACCGACAGACAAGAAGAGAAACCGGGAGAUUGUGCAGAGACAGAGGGAGCUGGUCAGGAGGAAGAGGCACCAAAGUGUUGUGAGACAGAAGAAAGUGAGCAAGCAUUGGUUGAAACAGAGUCCUAGAAAAAUACUGACAGCAAACAAACAGACUGAAAAGACCAAAAAAGUUGUUGAUGGUACUGCUUUGAGUAAGUCUUAGUUUGGUGUUGGAUCGACUACUGUCACAGUAAAGAAGUACAUCAGGUUGACUCAACCGCUGGCAAUUUCCAGUUACACUAUGUUUGAAAGGGUACUAUGCUGUGUUUUUUUUAAUUCACUGCUGUGUUCUUGUCUAUGUUUGUUUUGAGCGCAUCAAGCAGAAAUGCUAAGGUCCUGAAUUUGCUGUGUGUCCAUUAAUAAAAAUGAAGAAUAA